AUGGCUCUCUCUACCGUACUUAGCGCGAGCCUCGUCCAGCGGCCCGUCAGCACCGUCUCAGCUGACUCGCCCGACUUUUCCUUCUCGAGCGUCGCCGCCUCGCUGCCCAGCGCCACAAGUGCCGACCGCCUGCUCCCCUACCCGGCCUCUGGACGUCCUCCGCUGGCUCUGCCCGCGGGUCCGCCCUCGGGUCUGCCGUAUCCCGUGACUGUCAAGACAGGAGUAUUGUCGGCGGGGGCCCCAGCUGUGGCGCCGUCCACGAGCUCCCUCGCCGACGCGGCUUCGGCAGCAACCUAUGCCACCGGGUUUGAUGGCAGCUCGGGCCUCCAAUAUCAAACCCAGACCCAGACCCAGACCCAGUCUCAGACGCAGGCCGCGUCCAACACGCUCGGCAGCCACCAACAGACCCAACAGACUCUUGAAUCUAGAUCUGCAAUUCUCAUUGGCUUGGAUACGUAUGGGAUCAAUACUUAA
This is a messenger RNA of Lasiosphaeria miniovina, 474 nucleotides long. RefSeq lists its product as uncharacterized. The transcript is spliced from 2 exons. The coding region runs from base 1 to 474 and encodes 157 amino acids. Lineage: Eukaryota; Fungi; Ascomycota; Sordariomycetes; Sordariales; Lasiosphaeriaceae. The record is from RefSeq and is a predicted model, not a curated record.